AGCGGUUUUUGUUGCUCGCGCUGACCAUAAAUUUCUAACCAAGCAAGGACCGUCAUCAGACACCAUCGUGUAAGCACCCCCUCUCGUAACUAUGCAAUUAAUUUUUCCAUUUAACCAAUAAACAAUUAGAAAUUGGUUCAGUUAUCUCUCGUAAACAGGUGACAUUGAAGCAUUCGAAGCCAAUUUAGUUUGGUUCGUGUGCAGAAGCUGUACGUUGUAGCAGUGAAGUAUGGCAAGAGGAAAGAUCGCGAUCAGAAGAAUUGAGAAUCCGGCAAGCAGGCAGGUGACCUUCUCAAAACGGAAAAGCGGAUUAAUUAAGAAAGCCAAGGAACUAGCCAUCCUUUGCGACGCUGAAGUUUUAGUAACCAUCUUUUCCAGUACUGGUCGCCUCUAUGAAUACUCAAGCUCCAGCAUGAAAUCAAUAUUUGACAGAUAUAAUGAAGAGAAAGAACACCAUCAAUUGUUGACACCCUCUUCAGAGGCUAGGACAGAGGCAGAAAGGUUGAGACAACAAAUGGACCAUCUGCAAGAGAACUACAGGAGACUUAAGGGUGAAGAACUUUCAGGCAUGAGAAUCAGUGAUCUCGACGCUCUGGAAAACCAACUGGAAAUGAGAUUGAAAAAUAUCCGCACUAAAAAGGAAAAAAUGCUUACUGAUGAGAUAGAAGAAUUAAAUCAAAAGAGAGCUCUUAUUCAUCAUGAAAAUAUAGAACUUUCUAAGAAGAUCACUCUCGUCCAACAUGAAAACAGACAACUUCUUAAGAAGGGUUAUGGAGCAAUUGACAUUAGAAAAGAAGAGGGAAGUUUCAGUGGACAAGCGAAUUCAUGUGUUCCAGUACACGUCAAUAGAUCAGAAGAAGACGAAAUUAGAUUAGGGUUACAACUGCAAUAGCUCUGAUCGCUGAUGACAGUGAAAGCCUAGCAGAAAGCAUGGCUUGAGUUAAGGCCUUGGAAAUACCACACUAGCGAGAGUAAGGAUAGUUUAGCAUCCAAAAAGUAAUGCCCUCUCAUCUUCCUCUCGUGCCAAGUGAUAGGUAGAGCUAUUUCACCUCCAUUUUGUCGCGUGCAAGCAGAGUGAAAAUUACACGUGGCUUUUUGUUUCAACAACUAAUUCUCACAUGCUUAUAUACAAUGACGUGCAUUUUUCUACUUCCUUUUUCUUGUAGCUAAAUACACAAGUUACUCUUGAACUAUGAACAAAAUCUUUGUUAAACAUUUUUUACGGACCAAAAUUACCU
Messenger RNA from Nicotiana tabacum (common tobacco), 1238 nucleotides. Lineage: Eukaryota; Viridiplantae; Streptophyta; Magnoliopsida; Solanales; Solanaceae. The record is from RefSeq and is a predicted model, not a curated record.